Molecule: messenger RNA, 1470 nt
Organism: Menidia menidia (Atlantic silverside)
Lineage: Eukaryota; Metazoa; Chordata; Actinopteri; Atheriniformes; Atherinopsidae
Source: the annotation of a GenBank genome assembly
AUGAUGGAUCCCAGCAGCUGUUCGCAGUCCAGCCGGGAGUCAGGGAGCCUGAGGGUCAGCGUGAGCGACGAAGUCUUCACCGUGGAGAAAUCCACUGUCGCCGAGAACUGCGACUACUUCCGAGCCCUGUUCCGUUCGGGAAUGAGAGAGUGCCGACAGGAGGAGAUCCAGCUGCGGUGUGUGGGGGCCCUGGGAUUCCUGGUCCUGCUCCGGGUGCUGCGGGGAGAGCGGCCCAUGCUUAGCAGCGACCAAAUCGUGGAAGCCAUCCAGUGCACCUCCUUCCUCCAGGUGCCGGCUCUCACCAAGCAUUUGAUCAGUAUCAUAGACUCUGAAAACUGUCUUCUCAUGUACCACACGGCUGCAACGUAUGGAGUGUGGGAACUGUCCCACCAGGCUGCCUUGUUCAUCAGAGACAUGUAUGCCGAUCUGAAGGAGGAUGUGCGCACGUUGCCCAGCAAACUGGUGGAAUACAUUGAGUCUCUCCUCCCUAGCAGCUACAUGGCCGUCUGCAGCCACUCUCCAUCCUCUGAGCUGAUGCACGAUAUUCAGAGGACAGUCUGCUACCUGGACGAGGACCACAGAGACUGGAGGGUACUCACACACCUACCCAUCAGCACCAGCACCACAAUGGCCGGCGUGGCAGUCCACCGCAACAAGCUGUACAUCGUAGGGGGAGUGCAUGAUGUCAGUAAGAAGGUGAUGGAGAUGGGCUUCUGUUACGACCCUACGGUCAACACAUGGUCCACUAUCCGUGGUCCCCAGCAGCUCCGCUAUAACUUUACGCUCAUAGGUCAUGAAGAUUGCCUCUACGCUGUUGGGGGGGAGUUUAGCAGAAAGGUCCUCUCGUCUGUGGAGCAGUACCAACUCACCAAUGAGAGCUGGGGCUUCGUGUCAGGCCUCCCCUGCCCUGCAGCCUCUGUGGUGUCUGCCAUAGCCAUGAACAGGAUUUUCAUCUGCCUUUGGAAAGGGAAGGGAGCGACUGACAUACACGAGUAUGUGCCUGGACACAAGCAGUGGCAUCUGGUCACCACACUCAACCGGCAGCACAGCUAUGGCCUUUACAUGGUCGCUCACAGGGAUAAUCUGUAUGUGAUGCGCAAUGGACCCUGUGAGGACUUCCUGAUGUGCGUGAUGGACAGAUUCAACCUAACCACAGGCCAGUGGACAGCCAUGUCCGGUCAGUACGGAAACAGCAAGGGUUCUUUGUUCACUGCCGUCGUUAGGGGGGACUCGGUUUUCACCCUCAGCAGACACGUGACCACCGAGUACACUGUAGAGGAAAACAGAUGGGGGAUGAAGUGCGAAAUGAAAGGUUUCGGUAGGAUUGGAUCCAUCUAUACGUUUCUGAUGAGGCUGCCUUUAUCCACCAUCGCUUUCAUGGGAAACAGCCCGGAUCUUACCAAGAAACAAACCCUCCAAGACCUGAGAGUCUGCCCCGGAUUUUCCUUACAGUGCUCCGAUUACGUGUAA